Guillardia theta CCMP2712 is the source of this 1947-nucleotide messenger RNA. RefSeq lists its product as hypothetical. The coding region runs from base 1 to 1947 and encodes 648 amino acids. Lineage: Eukaryota; Cryptophyceae; Pyrenomonadales; Geminigeraceae. Gene Ontology annotation, molecular function: GTPase activity; translation elongation factor activity; GTP binding. Gene Ontology annotation, cellular component: mitochondrion. The record is from RefSeq and is a predicted model, not a curated record. The transcript has 28 exons. Gene Ontology annotation, biological process: ribosome disassembly; mitochondrial translation.
AUGCUCGAGGCUAUGGUGGCAGCGGAGGACAAGCAGCUUGCGAGGAUCAGGAACGUGGGGAUCAUGGCGCACAUCGACGCUGGGAAGACAACGGUUACAGAGCGGAUGCUCUUCUACGCUGACGUCACGAGAAAGUUUGGGGAGGUCCAUGAGGGCGACACCAUCAUGGACUUCAUGGAUCAGCGUCAGCUAGAGCAUCUGACCGCCAGAGACUACAACAUCAACCUCAUCGAUACCCCCGGACAUGUCGACUUCACCAUCGAGGUUGAGAGGAGUUUGCGGGUGUUGGACGGGGCUGUAGCGGUCUUCGACGGCGUAGCAGGCGUGGAGGCUCAGGCGAACAGAUAUCAUGUCCCCCGUCUCGUGUUUGUCAACAAGCUGGACCGGGAGGGAGCAGAUCUUGACAUCACAGUGAAGGGGCUGAUAGACCGUAUGAAAUGCGUUCCUCUGAUCUUGCAACUGCCCCUGGGGAAGUGCGCUUCGUUUGUUGGGAUAGUUGACCUGAUCGACAUGAAGGUCGUGCUGUACGACCAGGACGAUGAUGGGAGGUCCUUCACGUACCUGGACUUAGACGACGAUUUAGCGACAGAGGCGAUUUCCUCCUGUGGGCUGGACCCGAGCUCUGUCCGCCGGGACGCACACAAGGCAAGGGAAACCUUGAUCGAACAGGUGGGGGAGUUUGACGACGACGUGUUGUCCAAAUACCUGGAAGGGAAGCUGUCUAUGGAGGACAUUCCGUCCUCGCUGUUGAAAGCUGCGCUGCGGGAAGAGACGUUGAAGGGGGGAGCGGAGAGAGUGUGCGUCCUCGUGGGGUCCGCGUUCAAGAACAAGGGAGUGCAGGUCUGCGAGGGGGACGGCAUUGAGGUGAGAGUGGAGGGAGGGGAGGACCAGGACGGGGAGGAGGGAGAGGAGGAGGAAGAGGCGUGUGGGGCCGACACUCCUGCCUGCAGCAAGAAGAAGAGCAAGAAGCCGCAAGACAUCGUCCACAUCGAGCGAGCACCGUCAAGGAAAGAGAAGUUCCUGGCGUUCGCGUUCAAGGUUGUUACCGAUCGCCACGUCGGGGAUCUUGUCUACAUCCGGUGCUACAGCGGGGUGUUGGAGAGCAAGUCCUCCAUCAAGAACGUCACCAAGGACAUUGCGGAGCGACCGUCGAAGAUCCUGCGGGUCAUGGCGGAGGACUACGAGGAGAUUGAGGAGCUCGGAGCUGGAGACAUCGCAGCGCUGGUUGGACUCAAGCAAACUGGGACAGGAGACACUCUUGUGCUGUCAAGUGAGAAGCAGGUUGCCUGCACAAAGUUGGAGAGAAACUAUGGAGUGAAGGCCGUGGCGGGGAAGAUUCAGAUCACCUAUAGGGAGUCAAUCAAGAGCAAAGUACAGAAGAGGUACUCCUACGACGCUGUCUUCAAGGGCAAGAGGACGCAGGCUGAAUUCCUCAUCACCGUUGAGCCCAACGACGAGGAGAGUAACGUCAUCGAUGCCUCCAAGGCAGCGGUUGGCUCUCCAGAGUUCAGCGAGGCGGAUGCGGAGGAGGCGGUCGAGAAUGGAAUCUCAGCUGCCCUUACUGCUGGCCCGCUCCUGGGCAUGCCGAUCUUGAGGACGCGAGUGACGGUUGACGAGGUGAAGACAUCGGCAGACACAACCUUAUCGGCACUGAGUCUGGGGGCGAGCAUGGCGGUCAAGACCUGCAUCAUGGAAGCGAAUCCCACGAAACUCCAGCCUAUCAUGCAUGUGGAGGUUACAGCCCUCGAGUCGCACGUCGGGACGGUGAUGAGCGACUUGACCUCCAACAGGAACGCAGACAUCGAGCGACUGGACACCCUUCCUGAUGGCCGACAGAUCAUCAAGGCCAUGGUGCCGCUCGAGGACAUGGUUGGGUAUGCAAGCGAGCUCCGAUCCUCCACAGGAGGAAAGGCUUCUUUCUCCCUCGUGUUUUCUCAUUUCCAGUGA